AUGUAUGUUAUAAACUGUACAGUACAGUAUACUAAUAGGUAAUUAUGUCAUUGAACAUGGAUGAGACAAAAAUGGACACUGAAAAUAGUGAUUUUAAUGACAAGGAAAAGGAGCGAUGUCUAAAUGAGGGCAAAAAUUUAAUAAAAGUACGUUCACCCUAUGUAGUCGAAUAUUAUAACUCAUGGCUCGAACCCGGCUGCCUAUACAUUCAAAUGGAGCUAGGUCUCAACAGUCUCAUGGAUAUAUUGCUCAUUAAACCUACCAUAUUUACCAGAGACCCUGGUACUCCCAUGAAUAUAUUUGAAUAUUUUGUAUCAUGCGAGAUUUUUCGCGAACUACUCGAGUGUGUCCAGUAUUUGCACGAAUUGGAGCCCCCGUUCAUACACAGGGACUUAAAACCGGAAAAUAUAUUGAUUACUAAUACGGGUGACCAGGAUAGGUUCAUUAAGUUAUGUGAUUUUGGUCUGGCUACUGUCCAUGAUAAGCGUAUCCACUAUAGGACUAUACAUAAACACUCAGCCGACGUUGGUGAUAUUAGAUAUAUCGCGCCCGAAGUGUCGCAAGGAAUGCCUAUUCAAGUCCAUUAAACAUCCCGGUGCGACGCAUUCAGGAAAUAUUUAAUGAAAUGUUUAGUAGCAUCUGGACAAAACGUCCGGAGUGCAAGGACAUUUUGCGAGAGUUC
Messenger RNA from Oppiella nova, 682 nucleotides. NCBI's taxonomy places the organism in Eukaryota, Metazoa, Arthropoda, Arachnida, Sarcoptiformes, Oppiidae. The record is from the annotation of a GenBank genome assembly.